Oncorhynchus keta (chum salmon) is the source of this 3445-nucleotide messenger RNA. It is a transcript of the gene vps35l, whose product is annotated as VPS35 endosomal protein sorting factor like. The record is from RefSeq and is a predicted model, not a curated record. Gene Ontology annotation, biological process: endocytic recycling. The transcript has 4 exons. Lineage: Eukaryota; Metazoa; Chordata; Actinopteri; Salmoniformes; Salmonidae. Gene Ontology annotation, cellular component: endosome. Bases 1018 to 1410 code for a protein of 130 amino acids.
GGGUGGAGUUCACCUGUCGUCAUUUCACUGUGGGUGUUUUAAUAGGAUCCCCAUUAGCUGUUGCAAAAGCAGCAGCUACUCUUCCUGGGGUCCAACACAAAACAUGAAACAUGACAUAAUACAGAACAUCAAUAGACAAGCACAGAACUACAUAAAAAAAAAAGUUUUUACAAAAAAGCACAAGUCGCCUACAUAUCAAUGCACGCACACAAACUAUCUAGGUCAAAUAGGGGAGAGGCGUUGUGCCAGGAGGUGCUGCUUUAUCUGUUUUUGAGACCAGAUUUCCUGUUCACUUGAGCAAUAUUAGGUGCAACGGAGUUCCAUGCAAUGGCUCCAUAUAAUUAUGUACGCUUGAAUUUGUUCUGAAUUUGGGGACUGUGAAAAGACGCCUGGUGGCAUGUCUGGUGGGUUAAGUGUGUGUGUCAGAGCUGUGUGUAAAUUGACUAUGCAAACAAUUUGGGACUUUCAAAACAAUGUUUCUUCUAAAAAGAUGAAGUGAUGCAGUCGGUCUCUCCUCAACUCCUAACCAAGAGAGUCUGGCAUACAUAGUAUUUAUAUCAGCCCUCUGAUUACAAUGAAGCGCAAGACAUGCCGCUCUGUUCUGGGCCAGCUGCAGCUUAACUAGGUCUUUCUUUGCAGCAUUGCACCACAUGACUGGACAAUAAUCAAGAUAAGACUAAACUAGAGCCUGCUGGACUUGCUUUUUGGAGUGUGGUGUCAAAAAAGCAGACUAUCUCUUUAUCACGGACAGACCUCUCCCCAUCUUUACAACCAUUGAAUCUAUGUUUUGACCAUGACAGUUUACAAUCUAAGGUAACGCCAAGUAAUUUUGUCUCCACAACUUGUUCAACAACCAUUCCAUUCAUUACCAGAUUCAGCUGAGGUCUAGACUUUAGGGAAUGAUUUGUACCAAAUACAAUGCUCUUAGUUUUAGAGAUGUUCAGGACCAGUUUAUUACUGGCCACCCAUUCCAAAACAGACUACCAAUGAAAGAGUUGUAAGCAUCAGGGUCUCCAAAUGAUUCAUGCUAGUAUAAUCCUUAUUUCCUCUUUCUCUCAGAAACGUGAGGUCAACACUGUGCUCUCUGACAUCAUCAAGCACAUUAUGCCAGAUCGUGCAUUUGAGGAUGCCUAUGCUCAGCUCCAGUCCGUGAUAAGGAAGAUCCUCACCUACUUUCAUGACUUCUCUAUCCUCUUCUCCAUGGAGCGUUUCCUUCCCUUCGUGGACAUGUCCCAGAAGGACAGCGUCAGGGUGGAGGUGUGUCUCUCCAUCAUGGACAUCUUCAUUAACGCGCUGACUCUGGAGGAUGAGAAGAGAUCUGGCCUUACUGAUCAAUGGCUUCAUAUGCAUGGCUGUGAACCAGCUGGCCGUGGAGACAAGCCGGGUGAAGAGGGGGAGCCACUCCCAUAAGACUGCUACUUUUGUCAGGGUUUGUCACACCACAGCACUAUCUACAGUACCAGUCAAAGUUUGGACACACCACAUUCAAGGGUUUUUCUUUAUUUUGUAAAACUAUUUUCUACAUUGUAGAAUAAUAGUGAAGACAUCAAAACUAUGAAAAACAAUUAUGGAAUCAUGUAGUAACCAAAAAAUUUUUAAAAGAUAUUUUAGAGUUUAGAUUCUUCAAAGGAGCCACCCUCUGCCUUGAUGACAGCUUUGCACACUCUUGACAUUCUCUCAACCAGCUUCACCUGGAAUGCUUUUCCAACAGUCUUGAAGGAGUUCCCACAUAUGCUGAGCACUUGUUGGCUGCUUUUCCUUCACACUGCAUUCCAACUCAUCCCAAACCAUCUCAAUUGGGUUGAGGUCGGGUGAUUGUGGCGGCCAGGUCAUCUGAUGCAGCACUCCAUCACGCUCCUUCUUGGUCAAAUAGCCCUUACACAGCCUGGAAGUGUAUUGGGUCAUUGUCCUGUUGUUGUCAUUGUCCUGUUGGGUCAUUGUCCUGUUGGGUCAUUGUCCUAAGUGCAAACCAGAUGGUAUGGCCUAUUAUUUUAAGGAUAUAGCCUACAAAGAAAUACAUUGUGAAGCAUUUGUGAGUGAGGUCCUGAGCACUCAGGAGCAUGUUUUUUUAUCAAGGAUCUCUCUGUACUUUGCUCCUUUCAUCUUUGCCUCGAUCCUGACUAGUCCCCCAGUCCCUGCUGCUGAAAAACAUCCCCACAGCAUAAUGCUGCCACCACCAUGCUUCACCGUAGGGAUGGUGCCAGGUUUCCUCCAAACGUGACUCUUGGUUUUGCGACUGCACUUGAAUACUUUCAAAGUUCUUGAAAUGUUCCGGAUUGACUGACCUCCGUGUCUUAAAGUAAUGAUGGACUGUCAUUUCGUCUGUAUACCACCCCUACCCUGUUGUUGCUGUAUACCACCCCUACCCUGUUGUUGCUGAAUACCACCCCUACUCUGUUGUUGCUGUAUACCACCCCUACUCUGUUGUUGCUGAAUACCACCCCUACCCUGUUGUUGCUGUAUACCACCCCUACCCUGUUGUUGCUGUAACUGCCUAGCUCAGGGGCAGAACAACAUAUUUUUACCUUGUCAGCUUGGGGAUUCGAUCCAGCAACCUUUCAGUUACUGGCCCAACGCUCUAACCACUAGUCUAACCACCUGCCGCCUCAUGCUUGCAUACAUUUUAAGUACGAGUGGUCCUGGGAAUCCAACCCACUAUCCUGAUGUUGCAAGCCCAUGCUCUACCAACUGAGCUACAGAGGACCAUAUAAUAUUGAUUUCUCAGAGUAGACUUCAGAAAUAUAGAAGAAAGUGAAAUGAAAGAAUCAUUGGAGUCAAAGUCGCUGCUUAUACAUGUUCUUUGUAUUUUUCCAUAGAACAUGUUUUACUCAACUGUCCUCUCUUAUCCCUUCAUGUUCUUCCUCUUUGUGCCAUAGAGUGUUCGUAGACAGGGUAGUCUAGCCUUCUCUCUGUUUGGCUGCCUCUUGGCUCAUGGGGAACUACGUAACAACAAACUCAACUUGUGGAAUCUGAGCCACACACGCACCUCUGUGAGUGCAAGAACAAAACAUGGAGAGAUAUUCACUAUCUCUAUAUACACACACAACACAGAAUAUGGUUUAUUUCUUAGUCGCCCUCUUUUUCUUGACAGGUGAGGACACUAGAAUUCAUCAAGCGCCAGGCCCAGCAGCCAGACAUGGUUCAACACCUCACCCUGCAGUCUAGGACCUGAGGCCAUCAACUACAUCCCCUGUCCCAUACAUCUACAGGGCCUUCAGAAUGUUUUCACACCCCUUGACUUUAGCAUUUUGUGAUACAGCCUGAAUUUUAAAAUUAUUACAUUUGGAUUAUUUUGUCACUGGCCGACACACAAUACCCCAUAAUGUCAAAGUGGAAUUGUUAUUCAAAAUGUUUACAAAUGUAUAAAAAAUAUAAAGCUGAAAAGUAUUGAGUCAAUAAGCAGUCAACCCCUUUGUUUUGUCAAAAAUAAAUCAGUUCAGGAGUA